GUCAUCAUUGAUUUUGAUAUGAGAAGUUGUUUCAAGAGAUGAUACUACCUGCAUAUAACCCACGUGCAGAACAAUGUACAGGAGCAUUCGAAAUUAUAAUCGAGCUUUUAUCAUAUGCCUAUUUUCGCUAGCAGAUGAGAUUUUCGAAACUUGUAACUCGGAUUAAAGGUUCCAACCAAAUUGUCAAGCGCCAAAAUCUUUCUUUUGGCUGCCUCAGUGCAUUUAUUUUCUAAUCUAGCUAGUGGAAGGUACACAUUUGAGAAAUCUGAAUCGAGUUGAAAUUCAAGAAAGAGAAAGCAAAUGAGGAAUCUUAUUUUAUUGUUAGUUAAUCGGCUGCCUCAUAACUGCAUUGGCUUUCUUAAACUUUUCUAUGCAGAAUGUUUGAGUGAUACAGUUUGCAACUCUGAGGAUAACAAAAGGUGCUUAUUUGGCUGCAGAUAUGAGCCCCAUGAACUUCUGCAAUCUGUAAUGGCAAUUGACAUCCUCUUUGGCUCGAAUAGAGCUCAAAUCAUAAGAUAAUCCGAACACAGAUAGGUCCUUAUAUUGUGCCCGCUUUUUGUUCAAAGGACUAAAGAUUAACAAAUAAAGUCAUGGAGUUCAACCCACCCAAUAACCCCGAAAAAACACUAAAGCAUUUUCCAUUGACUCCUUUCAGAAUUUUCAGGGGCGUGCUAUGUCUUGCAGUUUAUCUUUCAACCGCGUUCAUGUUCUUAGUCUAUUUUGUGCCGCCAGUUUCCAUAAUACGCUUGUUUAGUGUACAUUACAGUAGAAAAUGUGUAUCCCUCUUGUUUGGCUUGUGGCUUGGUUUAUGGCCCUUCUUUUUCGAAAAAAUAAACCAGACGAGGUUCAUCUUUUCUGGGGACAGAAUCCCAGUCGAAGAACGUGUUCUAAUAAUGUCCAACCACAGAACAGAGGUCGACUGGAUGUAUCUGUGGAAUCUUGCACUAAGGAAAGGAUGCUUGGGAUACAUAAAGUACGUUCUCAAGAGUAGUUUGAUGAAACUUCCGAUUUUCGGGUGGGGAUUUCACAUCUUGGAGUUUGUUCCAGUGGAGAGGAAGUGGGAAGUUGAUGCGCCAAUUAUGCGCCAAAUGCUUGAUAGCUUUGCUGAUCCUCGGGACUCAUUGUGGCUUGCUGUUUUUCCGGAAGGAACUGAUUAUACUGAACAAAAGUGCAAAAAAAGCCAGAAGUUUGCCAUUGAAAAUGGAUUACCAAUACUGAAAAACGUGUUGAUUCCAAAAACCAGAGGUUUCUUCGCUUGUUUGGAGAUCCUAAGAGACUCCUUGGAUGCAGUUUAUGAUGUGACAAUAGCAUACAAGAACCAGUGCCCAUCUUUCCUGGACAAUGUCUUUGGCGUGGACCCAUCUGAAGUACAUAUUCAUAUCAAACGCAUUACUCUCGAUAAAAUCCCAUCAUCUGAAGACGAGGCUGCCACCUGGCUUAUGGAAGCAUUUGUUCUAAAAGAUCAGUUGCUUACUGAUUUCAUUGUAAACGGUCAAUUCCCCAAUCAAGGAACUGAAAAACAGCCCUCGACUGUGAAAUGCGCUGCUAAAUGCGCGGUUGUAAUAGGUUUUACGGGUGUCUUCAUUUUUCUAACAUUUUAUUCGUACGUUUGGUUUAGGUUAUAUGUAGGUUUAGCUUGUGUGUACUUGGCUUGCGUUGCGUAUUUCAAUAUUAGACCUGGUCCUGUUGUUGGUGCUCGAGAUGCAAUAAGCGAGGAGAAAAUGUUUUAAGUAAUUGGACGAUUAUAGAACAGCUUUGGUAACUUUAAUUUCAUUUUGUGAUGCAUAUAAACAUCAACAAUUCUUCUGUUACGCUUGACAGUCAUACUGUUUCAACAUAUGUAAUAUACGUGGAUAUUUUCACACUCAAUCAUACUUAAGAAUACUUUUU
Messenger RNA from Striga asiatica, 1890 nucleotides. Lineage: Eukaryota; Viridiplantae; Streptophyta; Magnoliopsida; Lamiales; Orobanchaceae. The record is from the annotation of a GenBank genome assembly.